ACGGUCCGAAAAAGAUAAUAUGCAAUUUAAUCUUUCAUGAUCUUUCAAUAAACGGGCCUAGCAUGGUCCAUUGAGCAGGUAACCGCAUUCAUCUCGUCCACGUCCGGCCAUUCGUUUUGCUGUUGUUAGGGCUGCAGAAGGAGAGACGGGCAUUCAGCGAGCUGCUCGCGAACUGGCUCCCUCAAAACUCGAUUAGUGUUCGUUUGAAAGGGUCUAUAUGGACUCGGGGCAUGUAAGAUUGGAGUUCUAACAGUAAGAACUAUAGCUGGAGGGAUUUAGAGAAAAUGUUCCGACAAUUACAACAAAGCAGCACAGUUUCUGGACACCAAGAUAUCGUCUGAGCUAGAUUAUUUUAAACAACACCUUCCUCAAGCCAGGAGAGUGUUUAUGGACUUGUAUAAUCCUUUGUUUGAUCUCAUAGAAAACCCAGAAGAAUAUGGGUUGAUGGAGACCUCAAUUUUAUGUAACAAAUUGAAUCCAGCCAUUUGUACAGCGGAUGCGUAUGAUUAUUUAUUUUGGGACAGUGAUCAUCCUACAGACAAAGCAUACAAGAUCCUCGUCUCUCUAUUCCUGCAGAAGGAACAACAACAAUCUAGAAACAAUUUCAAAAUGCAAUUUCCCUCCCUACGGAAGGGUUUUCCGGGACAGGUAGCCACCGGAAGAUUCUGCAAUGGAAAAGUCCCUUCUGAUUUGAUUGCUAAAGCUUUUGGAGUGAAAGAUACCAUGUCAGCAUAUCUUGAUCCAAAGUUGAAAGAUAAAGAUCUCCCAACAGGUGUAUGCUUUGCUUCUGGAGGCUCAGGACUUGAUGAUUUAACAGCUCGAAUACAGUCAAUUUUGACACUUAUCAGAUCAGUUAAGUCUCUUCAAGAAGUACCAGGCCAGGCUUAAAGGAGUUGUUGGAGAACACAGAGCAAAAUCAAUCAUAUCAGAAAGCAUAUUUCUUGUGUCUUCAGGAAAUAAUGACAUUGCCAUCACCUACUUUACUCCCAAAUUAAGAGUACUUGAGUAUGAUCUCAAUUCCUACACUUCUCAAAUGGUCAAAUGGGCUUCAGACUUUAUCAAGACCAUAUACUUGGUAGGAUUUAUAUGGCCUAGGGGCGCGAAGAAUAGCUUUCUUUGGUACGCUACCAUUGGGAUGCCUACCGGUGGGAAGAACAUUAGCAGGAGGGGUACUUAGAGUGUGCUCAGAGUCUGCAAAUUGGGCCGUGGAAAUGUUCAACUCUAAACUACAAUCCAAGCUCAUAAAUCUAAAACACAAUCUUACCGGAGCUAGAAUAACCUACGCAGAUAUUUACAACCCGCUCGACAAUCUCAUAAAAAAUCCUAAAAAAUCAGGUUUAGAGGUUGGCGAUAGAGGAUGUUGUGGUACAGGAGGGUUUGAAAUAGCUCCAUUAUGCAACCGUUUGAGUCCAUUUACAUGUCUAAACGCAUCAAAGUAUGUGUUCUGGGAUUCCGGCCAUCCCUCGGAAAAAACAUAUAAAAUCAUCAUCCCCAAAAUCCUCCCGAAAAUACGUAGCAUUUGAAUGAUUUCUCAUUGUGCUAAGUUCAGUUUAGAUGAAUAAAUUUGUCAGGUUAGGCUCUUAAAGAUUUUUAUGUCUUCAGUUUAUAGACUUGUAGAAUGUAGAGUGCUGAUGCUACGACAUGCAUGUUGCCUGUUACAGAAGCCUUAGAAUUUCAAUAUUGUCAAGUUUGGGCAACUGGCAGUACUACUACCUUAAAUUUGGCAACCUAUACUAUAUGUUUUAUUUUAAGGUUCUUGAUUUACUUCGUCUUACAUCUCUCUCUGUACA
Molecule: messenger RNA, 1790 nt
Organism: Tripterygium wilfordii
Lineage: Eukaryota; Viridiplantae; Streptophyta; Magnoliopsida; Celastrales; Celastraceae
Product: GDSL esterase/lipase EXL3-like
Exons: 8
Coding region: 388-888 (166 amino acids)
Cellular component (GO): extracellular region
Source: RefSeq, a predicted model, not a curated record